Exophiala bonariae is the source of this 1890-nucleotide messenger RNA. RefSeq lists its product as uncharacterized. Lineage: Eukaryota; Fungi; Ascomycota; Eurotiomycetes; Chaetothyriales; Herpotrichiellaceae. Gene Ontology annotation, cellular component: endoplasmic reticulum. Gene Ontology annotation, biological process: GPI anchor biosynthetic process. The record is from RefSeq and is a predicted model, not a curated record. The transcript is spliced from 2 exons. The coding region runs from base 1 to 1890 and encodes 629 amino acids.
AUGGAUGCAUUCCCUGCUGCAGGCGUGAAUGCCUUUACCAGGAUAAGACAUCGAAUUUGCAGUCUACCAACAGCUCUGAUCCUUCUUUGGGCAAUUGUCUUGAUCUGGGGAGAACGACUGGUCUUUCAGCAUCGGAUUGACGAGUGUCAAUGGCAGCGCUGGGAAACUUGGCCCACUCAGGCGCAGCCUCAUCAUGUUCUGCUGGUCGCUGAUCCUCAGCUCGUCGAUCCUCAUACCUACCCAGGUCGCCCAUGGCCGCUGUCGACCCUGACCGUUCUCUACACUGAUCUCUACCUUCGGCGUUCCUAUAAAGCCCUCCAGCAAUCCUUGCGCCCCGAUGCCACCAUAUUUUUGGGCGAUCUCUUCGAUGGCGGCCGAGAAUGGGGAACUUCGCAGUACUCCUCGCCGGAAGAGCGCUAUAAAAAGUAUGGAUCAGGAUUCUGGUUGAAAGAAUACAUUCGCUUUUCAAACCUCUUUCUUCGCUCUUGGACCAAUGCUGGCGUGGCCGCAAGUAGAUCUGAACCUGCAGGCCGUCGAAUAAUUGCCUCGCUGCCCGGAAAUCAUGACUUGGGCUUCGCAGCCGGGAUCCAACCCGCGGUCAAAGAUCGUUUUGACGCGUACUUUGGUCCCUUGAACCGCAUCGAUGUGAUCGGAAACCACUCAUUUGUCUCCCUGGAUACUGUCUCUCUGAGUGCCAUGGAUCAGGUCGACCCGGAAACUGGAAGCUCAGGCGCGGGCGAUGGGAGUGCGCUGGCAACAGGAACCAGCAAAAUCUGGAAGCCGGUGGAGGAGUUUCUCCAAAGUGCCCAGCAUACCCGGGCGCAUGCAAUCCGGCAUACUUGUAAAACGCAGUUCAACUGGAACAAUCCCGUAGGAGAUUCAUUGUUCUCCCCUGAAUUAAAAGAAUUCGGACCCGUCCACUCUUCUACACAUCCAAUUCUCGACAAAAAGGAAACCCCAGCUCCCCCUCGCCAUGAAAUCUCUUCAGCGAGCUUCCCAACCAUCGUUCUCUCACACGUUCCUCUGUUCCGCUCAGGGACCACAUCAUGCGGACCCAUGCGAGAAAGAGGACCUUCAAUACCUCUCCAGGCAGGCUACCAAUACCAAAAUGUGCUCACGCCAUUGAUCUCUCAAGAUAUAGUUAAACAUCUACAGCAGGAGGAGGUGGUUCAGAUAUACUCCGGGGACGACCACGACUACUGCGAGAUUGAGCACAGUGAAUUCACCGGUAGACCAAAGGAGAUUACAGUGAAGAGCAUGAGUUGGGCCAUGGGCAUCCGAGUGCCUGGUGUCCAACUGGUGAGUCUGUGGAAUCCAGUUGAUUGUGAGGCCGUCAUGUCACCCAGUGCUUCCAUGGCAGAUACCAUCACUCCCAGAGACACGGUUCAAAACAAAUUGUGCCUCCUCCCGAACCAAUUGGGUAUCUUUAUCCGAUACGCCCAGACGUUUGGCUUGAUGCUGGUCAUUCUGAUAAUCUUCACCAUCCGCCACGAUCCAAAUGUAGCGACCCAACAGCAAUUCUCUUACCAGCGCGAGAAGUCCGAACCUCUUCUCCCCCUCUCAAACAACCACCACCACCAUCACCUACACACCUCCUCCACAUCCUGCGUCCACAACGAGAACACCCACCGCCUCUCCACCCGCAAGCUAGGCGGCUACGGCCAACUUCCCAGCUCAUCACGCACAUCCUCCCCCUCGAAACCACCAUACCAGGACGACGAGGACGACGGGGACAAAGGGUACCGGGGCCCAACACCGCGACGGAGGACGAUAUCCUCGUCGUCAAGGCCGUCAAGGCCUCACACACGCCUGCGGUAUUUCGGUCGGAAUCUAUGGCAGUCUGCAUGGCCUGUGCUGCUGCUGUACUUCUGGCUGAUCUGGCGAAGCUGA